CCUGCCCGUUUUCACACAAUUUUAACCUUUUCUGUGCCGCAGGUGGGAGCAGCGGGACCUCGCCAUGGCCCUGGCAGACCCCGCGGGCUGUGCCAGCGAGGACAGCGCCCCGUUCCCCGACAUCAUCGAGCUGAACGUGGGGGGACAGGUGUACAUCACCCGGCACCCCACGCUGCUCAGCGUGCCCGGCUCGCUGCUCUGGCAGAUGUUCACCCAGAAAAACUCGCGCUCGCUGGCCCGCGACAGCAAGGGCCGCUUCUUCGUGGACAGGGACGGGUUUUUGUUCCGCUACAUCCUGGAUUUCAUGCGGGACCGGCAGCUGGUGCUGCCCGAGCACUUCCCGGAGCGCGGCCGGCUGCAGCGUGAGGCCGAGUACUUCAUGCUGCCCGAGCUGGUGAAGCUGCUGGCGCCCAAACUCAGCGAGCAGAACUCGCUGGGGGAUGAUCCGUGCCAGAGCGACCCCGAGGAGCCGUCCCCCGGCACCGACACCGCUCGCAGCUUGGGGGCGGGCGCCGCGCUGCCCGGCGGUGCCGGCGGUGCCAGCGGUGCCAGCGGUGCCAGCGGUGCCGAGGGGAGACGGGCCGGGUUCAUCACCAUCGGCUACCGAGGCUCCUACACGCUGGGCAGGGACAGCCAGACGGACGCCAAGUUCCGCAGGGUGGCUCGGAUCAUGGUGUGCGGCAAGACCUCGCUGGCCAAGGAGGUUUUUGGGGACACCUUGAACGAGAGCAGGGACCCCGACAGGCCCCCGGAGAGGUACACGUCCAGGUACUACCUCAAAUUCACCUUCCUGGAGCAAGCCUUCGACAAACUGGCCGAUGCCGGCUUCCACAUGGUGGCCUGCAACUCCACGGGCACCUGUGCCUUCGCCCACGAGCAGACGGACGACAGGAUCUGGACCUCUUACACCGAAUAUGUUUUCUAUCGUGAGUGACACACAAAACCGACCCUCCACCAACCAACCAAGCACCGAUUGUCCCUUUCCUGUCCCGUGCUGGCUGUGGCCUAGAAGGUAGAGAUCCGUCCCCGAAUCCCGGCGUCCUCCCCGUGCCUCCUUUUUCAGUUGGUUCUUGGGGUUUUGUUUCCCUCCUCCUUGCUCCACGGUGAACCCGCCCAGCUCUUCCUGCUGACCACCAACCUUCCUCCCUCUCUCCGGCUUCUGCAACCCUCCCUGGAUGUGUGGACUCGGACACUGCUGUGGACGUGGGCUGGGGUGGGAGGGCUGGGACGCUGCUCCAGGCUGGAAUUCCUGCAGCUGGAUGGGCUGGGACGCUGGACUGGGCUCUCUGUCCAUCUGGGACCUGCCAUGGGGGGGAGCUGGGAGAGGGAAUCCU
This is a messenger RNA of Sturnus vulgaris (Common starling), 1334 nucleotides long. RefSeq names its product BTB/POZ domain-containing protein KCTD8-like. Gene Ontology annotation, biological process: regulation of G protein-coupled receptor signaling pathway; protein homooligomerization. The record is from RefSeq and is a predicted model, not a curated record. NCBI's taxonomy places the organism in Eukaryota, Metazoa, Chordata, Aves, Passeriformes, Sturnidae. Gene Ontology annotation, cellular component: signaling receptor complex. Gene Ontology annotation, molecular function: protein binding.